Molecule: messenger RNA, 753 nt
Organism: Medioppia subpectinata
Lineage: Eukaryota; Metazoa; Arthropoda; Arachnida; Sarcoptiformes; Oppiidae
Source: the annotation of a GenBank genome assembly
UUGGUCACCGGGUCGAGCUCGGGCAUCGGCGCGGCCACGGUGAAACAGUUUGCUCGGGCGGGUGCGCACGUGGUUAUAACCGGUCUCUACGAUGACCAGCAAAUGUCUGACGUGACCACAGAGUGCAGGAAUAUCGCUGCGGGCGGCGGUGUACUGGCACUGGCGGGUGAUGUCAACAGUGAGUCAGAUAUGCACCGAUUAGUCGACGCAACCAUAGCCAAGUUUGGCCGAUUAGACGUAUUGGUCAACUGCGCAGGCGCGCAAAAAUACGCAACUUUUACGGACACGUCAUAUAUGGACAUUUACCGCGAUAUAAUGCAAACAAAUCUGCAUUCUAUGGUAUAUUUGACACAUAUAUGUGUUGAACAUUUGGCCAAAACACGUGGUAAUAUUGUUAACAUAUCAAGCGUGUCGGCGAUACAACCGCCGCCAAAUAACUCGCCGUACAGUAUGUCAAAAGUGGCUGUAAAUAUGUUCACUAAUUGUAUGGCAGUCGAAUUGGCCCCUAAAGGCAUCCGGGUUAAUAGUGUCAUUCCAGGUAGUACUUACACAAACCUGAUCAGUUCAAUGGGGGUUGACUAUGAAAGUUUUAACGCCCAUCUGGCCUCGAAGUACCCUGUUGGCAGAUGUGGCGUGCCUGAUGAUAUUGCGUCGGCCAUACUGUAUUUAGCGGCCCCUGACUCGUCGUUUAUAACCGGCACCAACUUGGUGGUGGACGGUGGUCACCUUGCUUCAAAUUACAAUACUAAUUCC